CAACAAGAUCACAGAGGUCCGUCGUCCAUGCACCAUGCUUCCGUUUCUUUCCAAAAAUGAAUAAGCUUUGUGUUUGAAUGAUUCAUGCAGAUUAUGGUGCUUCUGGGAGGUUCCUGCCGACCAUGCUUGUUUCUAGACUAGCCGCUGUCAGAACUCAGAUGAUCAACCAUGUAACAAAAGGUCCAUUGAAGUCUUCACCAAAGACAGGAAACUUCGGUGGACUUUACAGUUAUAUUUUCCAUACUCCGAAGCAUCAAGCUUUCUCUACGACAACCCUGCAUGAGGAGGGGGAUAAAAAAGUAGAAGAAAUUUCUGUCACGUUUGUUGACAAGGAUGAGAUGGAGAAGCAUAUUAAGGUUCCUGUUGGAAUGUCCAUGUUAGAAGCUGCUCAUGAAAAUGACAUAGAACUUGAAGGAGCAUGUGAAGGAUCGUGUGCUUGUUCGACAUGUCAUGUGAUUGUGAGAGAUAUGGAAUACUACAAUAAACUCGAAGAUCCAACUGAUGAGGAAAAUGACAUGCUGGAUCUUGCUUUCGGGCUCACAGAGACGUCUCGUCUGGGUUGUCAAAUGGUUGCAAAACGAGAACUUGACGGAAUAUGCCUUGAACUGCCGAGUGCAACGCGCAACUUUGCUGUUGAUAGGCAUGCCAAGGCCACAUAGAAUAGAAUUCUUUUGAUAGGAAGGAGACAGGUAGGACAAUUCUUGCUGAGGAAGCAAAUGGAGCUAUGCCAUUCUUGUAGCACGUCCUAUAUUGCUAGUUUUACGCUUCAAAAAUUAAUUAAAGAAGCAACUUGAUGAAAUUUGGUUGUGCUAGGAAUUUGGUUGAAUACUUUAUGGGUAUUGAUUUUCACAUUUCCGUUUUA
This is a messenger RNA of Malus domestica (apple), 862 nucleotides long. RefSeq lists its product as uncharacterized. Gene Ontology annotation, biological process: P450-containing electron transport chain. Gene Ontology annotation, molecular function: 2 iron, 2 sulfur cluster binding. Gene Ontology annotation, cellular component: mitochondrion. NCBI's taxonomy places the organism in Eukaryota, Viridiplantae, Streptophyta, Magnoliopsida, Rosales, Rosaceae. The record is from RefSeq and is a predicted model, not a curated record.